Molecule: messenger RNA, 273 nt
Organism: Fusarium sp. VM40
Lineage: Eukaryota; Fungi; Ascomycota; Sordariomycetes; Hypocreales; Nectriaceae
Source: the annotation of a GenBank genome assembly
AUGACAUCGCUGAAGGUUCUGGCAGCCCAACAGAAUGAAAUCGAGGACCUACCAUUUUGCAUCUCCGAAAUGACGUCGCUGCUCGCACUCAAGGUCGAUAGCAACCCUUUGAACCCGAUACUAAAACGACUUGUCGAAGCGCAUUCGCUGGACCCUGCACCUGGUGGUAUGAGAGAUAACGAAAGCGCUGAUCUAGUUAUCACGGCCCAGAUCAAGCAGUUUUUGAAACAUGAGGCCAGGCCGGCAGUAGCUUGUACCGCAUCCGAGAAAUAA